AUGGCCUUGAACAAUCUGGGCGGCGGAGGGGCUCACUCGCAGCCUUCCCUGCCUGCCCUUCCAGCACAUCUACAAUCCGACACCCACCUCACUGCACAUCUUGCAAGUCGAUUCCACGUCUCAUUACCAACAGCCCAACUCUCUUCCCACGCGUUAAUAUCUCUGAAUACAUACUCUUCUUCCACCAAAGGUCCAGAUGGCGGGAAAGAGGGUUCCGCUAUGGGAGGAGCGGAGGAAUUAGCAGACAGGGCCUACACAAGACUCGGGGCACGUUCCGAAAAUCAGGCUGUGGUGUUUCUUGGCGAGUCUGGAUCAGGUAAAACUACCCUCCGUUCUCACUUGCUUUCAGCACUCCUCGGCAAGUCAUCCACACCACUAUCCACUAAAUUGUCACUCGCUGCAUAUGUCUUUGAUACAUUGACAACCACCAAAACUGCCACAACUCCCACGGCGUCAAAAGCUGGCCUGUUCUUCGAGCUUCAAUAUGAUACUGCUUCAACCGUCAACCCAACUCUUAUUGGCGGAAAGGUGCUAAAUCAUAGACUGGAACGGAGUAGAGUAGCUGCUGUGCCAACUGGAGAGAGAAGUUUCCACGUCCUUUACUACCUCUUGGCCGGAACCAGUGCUGCUGAGAAGACGCAUCUUGGGCUUGAUAGCCCAGGAGCUUUGUCCACUGGCCCACAGAACCAGAAGAGAUGGAGAUACCUCGGGCAUCCAACGCAGCUGAAGGUGGGAAUCAAUGAUGCAGAGGGUUUCCAAUUAUUCAAGACUGCUUUAAGGAAAUUGGAGUUCCCUAGAAGUGAAAUCGCGGAGAUUUGCCAGGUUCUAGCCGGUAUUCUUCACAUAGGCCAGCUCGAGUUUGAGACAACCUCGGAUACGGCAGCACAAGGGGAUGAUAGUGGUGGCUACUCCCACGAGGGAGGACAAACAAUCACUGCCGUCAAGAACAAGGAAGUGCUGAAUAUAAUUGCUGCUUUCCUCGGAGUUGGUGGCCAGGAUCUACAAACAACGUUAGGUUACAAGACGAAGAUUCUUCAGCGAGAGAGAGUUACUGUCAUGCUUGAUCCUAAAGGUGCUAGGAACAAUGCAGACGAACUUGCUCGGACACUCUAUUCUCUGCUGGUAGCAUACGUGGUUGAGAGCAUCAACCAGAGGGUUUGCGCUGUGGAGGAGACGGUUGCAAACACUAUUUCGAUAGUCGACUUCCCGGGUUUCGCCCAACAGCGUUCAACGGACUCCACGCUGGACCAACUACUCAACAAUGCCGCCACAGAGGCGCUUUACAACUUUACGCUACAGAACUUCUUCGAGGGCAAGGCAGAAAUGCUGGAAAACGAGGAGGUCAGUGUGGCAGCUACGAGCUACUUCGAUAAUUCGGACGCAGUCAAGGGCCUUCUCAAACACGGAAAUGGACUGCUUAGCAUUCUCGAUGACCAGACAAAACGCAAUAGGACCGAUAUGCAACUUCUCGAGAGUCUUCGGAAGCGUUUCGAAGGCAAAAAUCCAGCCAUCGCCGUUGGAAGUGCGACUGCCAAGCUACCAGGGAGCAACUUUGCAACUCACAAUGCUGCUGCUUCCUUUGCUGUGAGGCAUUACGCUGGAGAGGUCGACUAUCUCGUGGCUGGACUUGUCGAAGAAAAUGGCGAGGUCAUUUCUGGAGAUCUGAUGAACCUGAUUUCUUCAACAAAAAGUGAUUUUGUCGGACAACUAUUUGGACAAGAAGCUCUGCAGACUGUGGUGCAUCCGCAAGAGAAGACCACAAUCAUGCAAGCGCAGGUCAGCUCAAAACCUCUACGGCAACCCAGCGUCAUGCGCAGGAAAGGAGACAGACCUGCUAGGUUCGGCGGUCGUGAUACUAAGAUUUUUACCGAGUCCGUUGAUGAUGCGUCAGAUCAUGGAGAGACAGACGCAAAGAGCCACAAAAGUCGGAGUGUCGAUCAAGGAGCUGCUGCUCAAUUUCUCUCCUCACUUGACAACGUUACUAAAUCUCUCACUGCGCCGAACACCAAUCCAUACUUUGUAUUCUGUCUCAAACCCAAUGAUCGACGGAUAGCAAAUCAGUUCGACAGCAAAUGUGUCCGAACUCAAAUCCAAACAUUUGGUAUUGCAGAGAUCAGUCAGCGGUUGCGAAAUGCAGACUUCAGCCUCUUUCUUCCCUUUGGGGAAUUCCUCGGGCUCGCUGACGCCGACACAGUCUUGAUCGGUAGUGAGCGGGAGAAGGCCGAAAUGGUCGUAGAUGAGAAGAGAUGGCCAGGUAAUGAGGCUAGAAUUGGGAGCACCGGCAUCUUUCUGAGCGAAAGAUGCUGGGCCAAUGUUGCAAGACUAGGAGAACGAGGCUUUACUCAAGCACGCUAUCCUACUGCCUCUGAUGAUGGAGGGGAUGGCAUGCUUACGCCUGAUGUUCACGCUGGUUAUGGGCAGUCGAAAGAAAGACUUCUUGGUUCACCUUCAGGCCUCACUCCACCAGGCGCCUAUAUCUACGGGGGGGACAAGAAGUCGGGGUACUUUGGCGGUCCUGAUGAUUCGCGGUCGGAGGCAGGCGCUUCUGCUCUUGGGCAAGGAGACAUGUUCCGAAAUUUCGAAACACGAGAGCAAAUGGCAGAAAAGGGGAACGAGAAAACCAUGGUUGAAGUUGAAGAAGUGAAGAUCAAGCCCAGCCGGAAGAGGUGGGUUGCAAUAGUCUACAUGUUGACUUGGCUCAUUCCGGAUUUCGCGAUUCGACUUAUUGGUCGAAUGCCCCGCAAAGACGUGCGAAUGGCAUGGAGAGAAAAGCUUGCCAUCAACAUGAUGAUCUGGUGGAGUUGUCUCUUCGCGGCAUUUUUCAUUGUCAUCUUCCCGAAGCUUAUUUGCCCGACACAACACGUCUACAGCGCUGCGGAGCUUACGAAGUACGACGGCAAAAAGAACGACGCUUAUGUUGCGAUCCGUGGACAAGUUUUCAGUCUAUCCUCGUUCGCGCCCACUCAUUAUCCCAAUAUCAUUCCUCAGAAGUCGCUGCUCGCAUAUGCCGGGCUUGAUGCUACUUCGCUGUUCCCAGUCCAGGUUAGCGCUAUGUGUGCCGGUGUCAAUGGAAGCAUCGAUCAGUCUAUCCAGCUCGAUUAUACAAACUCGAACAUCACUGGCUCAGCGAACGUCAUCAGCACGAGCGACACGAAUGCCCAUUACCACGAUUUUCGAUGGUGGACUGGCGAUGACCGACCCUACUGGUUCUUUGAGCAGAUGAUCAAGUUGAGAACAUCAGGUUACAAGAAAGGUAGUAUAGGAUAUACGCCUUCAUACCUCACGAAACUCGCGAAAAAGCAAUCGGUUAUCGCCAGUUUGAACGGCCGCGUUUACGACUUCACCAAAUAUCUGGCCGGUGGUCGUGGAGUGAAAGUUCCCACCGGCACUGAUUUGCCAACAGGUAUCAACACCGACUUUAUGGAUCAGACAGUCGUGGACCUAUUUCAAGAGAAAUCAGGUCACGACGUCACAAAAUACUGGAAUGGCCUGCCAAUCUCGGACGAUCUACGGUCUAGUAUGCAGCUUUGUCUGGACAACUUGUUCUACGUCGGCCAGGUCGACACAAGAAACUCCGUCAAGUGCAAAUUCGCGGAGUAUCUCAUUCUCGCCAUUACCAUUAUUCUUUGCAGUGUUAUUCUUUUCAAGUUCUUUGCUGCUCUUCAAUUUGGCGGCAAGAAUAUCCCUGAGAACCUCGACAAGUUUGUCAUCUGCCAAAUUCCUGUUUACACUGAAGACGAGGACUCAGUGCGCCGUGCGCUUGAUUCUGCUGCUCGAAUGAAGUACGAUGAUAAACGCAAGCUCUUGGUCGUGAUCUGCGAUGGUAUGAUUAUUGGUCAAGGAAACGAUAAACCGACUCCUCGUAUUGUGCUCGAUAUUCUGGGCGUUGAUGAUACCGUGGACCCCGAGCCAUUAAGCUUUGAAUCCCUAGGUGAGGGUAUGAAACAACAUAAUAUGGGAAAAGUCUAUUCGGGUCUCUACGAAGUCCAGGGCCACAUUGUACCAUUUAUGGUUAUCGUCAAGGUUGGAAAGCCUUCCGAAGUUUCCCGCCCAGGAAACAGAGGCAAACGUGACUCUCAGAUGGUAUUGAUGCGAUUCUUGAACAGAGUCCAUUAUAACGCUGCCAUGAGUCCCCUGGAACUUGAGAUGUACCAUCAAAUACGAAACAUCAUAGGCGUCAAUCCCACUUUCUAUGAGUUUAUGUUACAAAUCGACGCAGAUACUGUUGUUGCGCCAGAUUCUGCUUCUCGCAUGGUUGCCGCAUUCUUAGAUGAUACGAGGCUCAUCGGCGCUUGCGGAGAAACGUCCCUUUCCAAUUCCAAGUCCUCCGUUGUCACCAUGAUUCAGGUUUACGAGUACUACAUAUCCCACAACUUGUCCAAGGCUUUCGAAAGUCUGUUUGGUAGUGUUACCUGUUUGCCAGGUUGUUUCACGAUGUAUCGUGUGCGAGCAGCAGAAACAGGAAAACCACUUUUCGUGAGUCGAGAUGUUGUCGAAGCCUAUGCCAAUAUUCGUGUGGACACACUGCACAUGAAGAAUCUGCUUCAUUUAGGAGAGGAUCGUUACCUAACCACGCUUCUCCUCAAAAAUCACCCCAAGCACAAGACUAAGUAUCUAUUCAACGCCCACGCUUGGACUAUUGCUCCCGAUUCCUGGGCAAUCUUUUUGUCACAGCGGCGUCGCUGGAUCAACUCUACCGUCCACAACCUGAUGGAACUGAUGUCUGUAUCGCAGCUUUGUGGUUUCUGCUGCUUUAGUAUGCGAUUCAUUGUCUUUAUUGAUCUACUUUCGACAAUUAUCCAACCAGUCACACUAGCCUACAUUAUCUAUCUUAUCGUCACCGUCAUCAGAACCCCCAACGUCGUACCGGUCACCGCCUUUAUUCUUCUCGGUGCUAUCUAUGGUCUACAAGCCAUCAUUUUCAUCCUUCGCCGAAAGUGGGAGAUGAUUGGGUGGAUGAUUCUGUAUAUUUUUGCAAUUCCUGUCUUCUCGUUCGGCUUGCCCCUGUACAGUUUCUGGCACAUGGACGAUUUCUCAUGGGGUAACACUCGUGUUGUCACCGGAGAAAAGGGCAAGAAGGUUGUCAUUACUGACGAAGGCAAAUUCGACCCCGCUUCCAUUCCACACAAGAAAUGGGAAGAAUACCAAGCCGAACUUUGGGAAGCACAGACAAGUCGAGACGAUCGUUCAGAAGUCUCGGGCUACUCCUACGGCACUAAACACCCAGCUGCCGUAUCGGAAUACCAAUACCCACCUUCCCGACCAAUGUCUCAGAUGGGCGGCAACUAUCCCUAUGGCGACCGAAAUGCCUCUCGCAUGUCUAUGGCACAAUCCGAGAUGCUAGGCAUGGGCGCUGAUCCCCGCACCAGCCAAUUUGGCGGUAGCCAGUACUUCAACCAGCAAGAGCUUGAGCUUGCCAACCUUGCUGGACUGCCCAGCGAUGAUAGUAUCCUGGCUGAGAUUAGAGAGAUUCUCAAGACGGCUGAUCUGAUGACAAUCACGAAGAAGAGUAUCAAGAUGCAGUUGGAGAAGAGAUUCGGUGUUUCGCUUGAUGCUAGAAGGGCUUAUAUUAAUUCUGGUACGUUCUGUUCCUUCUCUAACCAUACACACCUCUAUCCUCCUAGAGCAGCCGCUGACUUACUUGGUUUAUAG
Molecule: messenger RNA, 5652 nt
Organism: Lachnellula hyalina
Lineage: Eukaryota; Fungi; Ascomycota; Leotiomycetes; Helotiales; Lachnaceae
Gene: CHS8
Product: Chitin synthase
Exons: 3
Coding region: 1-5652 (1883 amino acids)
Cellular component (GO): cell periphery; cell septum; myosin complex
Molecular function (GO): cytoskeletal motor activity; ATP binding; chitin synthase activity
Source: RefSeq, a predicted model, not a curated record